Molecule: messenger RNA, 1731 nt
Organism: Coprinopsis cinerea okayama7#130
Lineage: Eukaryota; Fungi; Basidiomycota; Agaricomycetes; Agaricales; Psathyrellaceae
Product: integral membrane protein
Exons: 5
Coding region: 1-1731 (576 amino acids)
Source: RefSeq, a predicted model, not a curated record
AUGCCCAACACUGACCACGACAACCCUAAACGGUGGCUGAAAUCCUUGGGUUCUGUUCUACCCAGCGAACCCAACCACCCAACACGCAUUGCACUACGCGCCUAUGGCCUCGCACUCACCCUCACCCUCGGACCGGCUCUCAUCCCCUUCGUAACCAAACCGCUGUUCUCUCGGGGUCGAAAGGUCAUCAGCAUUGCAAAGUUCUUCGAUGUGUUAAAGAGGGAACUACGACACGAUGGUUUCGCAUUUGCAAUCACCACUGCGGUUGCUGGAGGACCCGUGCUGCGCACGUUGUGGAAGAAGGCACUCGAUGCUGAAGAAAGGGAUGAUGCUGCGGUCGUCACGGAGCAAAACCGUCAGCGAACAUAUUGCCAGCAGUCGUAUUCUCGCCUGAAAGCUUUGCUCAAAACUUUGGAAACGGCGUCCAACCAAAUGUUGUUCCUUACCAAUGCUCUUGCGACAUUGGUUGGAUUCCUCCUCCUUCGGUCAGGUAGAGAGAGGCAACAAAUCGCGAACCGGGCUCGAAGUAGGAGGAAAGUCACUGGCUUACACUCGUUCCCCACGUUAGAUUUUACGUUGUUCCUCGUGGUUCGAGCUCUGGACGCCAAGGUGCAGGGAUUCAUCCACGACCGUUUCAGCACAGAUCCCCGUCCGACCGACAAGCCUGGCGAUGCGACGUUGGAAUCAACAUCUCAGAAGGCGUUAUCGUCACCCAAUCGUAUUUCCAAACAUGCAAGGCAACUCUCAAUGCAGGUGGAUGCUUUUGCAUUCUGGCUCUGUAGCUCGAGAAUCAUGUGGUGCUACUUUUACGAGCCAUAUAGAUUACCCGGCUCCUACGUCAAAUGGAUAACGGCCCUUGCAAACGUGGAUGACAGGCUUUUUGAAGCCCUCCGCCUAAUCCGCGCCAAAAAGUGGUCAUACAUCUCCGGGUCCAAAGAACAUUCAGAGAUGCUUCAGGGCUUUGCCAAGGAUCUAGGAUACCCGGCUUCCUGGGGUGACCCUGCUCUGCUUCCAGCGUACGGUGGAGCGGCGGCGAAUGAAGCGUGGAAGUCACUCGGAGUGACGACGAGACCGGGUGUGGGAGGCAUUCCUUGCGAACUCGUUCACGCCGAGUUUGGAAAGAGCAUGGGCCUUGCAAGUAGCUGCCACGCUAAUGCUGCGUUGCGAGGGGCGAAGGGGUUCAUGCAAGCUUUGGCUAUUUACAUCCCGGCUCAUUUCAUUCCAGUCCUCCUCACUAGGCCUGGAAGCCUCCUCCAGCUCAGCCGCGUUCUGCAGACCACGGGAGCAGCGCUUAGAAGCUCGGCUUUCUUGUCGACGUUCCUCGCCUUGUAUUUCUACACGGUUUGCUUCACGAGGACCAUGGUUCUCGCCAAACUCCUCCCUUUCAUCUCUCAUCAGUUCUGGGAUGGGCCUUAUGGCUGCCUUUUUGCAGGUUCUCUUGCCUGUGGAACUAGCAUCUGGGUCGAGAAUGGACGAAGGCGCGGAGAGAUGGCACUUUACGUCCUUCCCCGCGCUCUUCGAACUUGCCUGCCUCAGAAUCUGUCUAAGAAAUCACUUCCCUUUGCAAGACUAGCUGAGAGUUUCGCUUUCGUCGCGUCUAUGUCUGUUUUGCUCCAGGCUGGAUCCAAGAGGCCUGAUUCGCUUCGAGGGUUGUCCCGAUGGGCGUUGGACUUUGUGUUGAAUGGUAGAGAAUCUGGAAAAGGAGAUACCACCGCGGAACGUGGCAUAUAG